GCUCUUUAGUGUUGGGUUUAUUCUUGAGGUACAUGGCUGUGUGUGUCCUCGUUCUGUGUUAUAGCCAAGUAUCCCAUUAUACAACAACAGAUAUCAACAAAGUUUCCGUUGGAGCGCUGUCGCAUGGGAGUCAAGCUCCCCUGGAAAGCAUAAGGAAUUAAAGGAAUUGACUGGACUUCGCCGAAUGCAAUUGGGAAUUCAACCUGACUUGCGAGGCAGUGAGGCGUCAUGAUGUGGAGAGACGUGGGAGUAACACUGAUACUGUCACUAAUCCUGCCUGUGGUUGCUCAGGGAGCACGCCACACCCCCCCAGGAAAGCCCAAGCUGACCAGCUGUAGGUCCCCAGAUAAGGAGACCUUCACCUGCUGGUGGGAGGCAGGCUCUGAUGGGGGGCGACCCACCACCUACUCCCUCUUCUACCACAAAGAGAACUCUGAAACAGUCUAUGAGUGUCCAGACUACCAUACAGCAGGGGCCAACUCCUGUUUCUUCAACAAGAAUGAAACAUCCAUCUGGGUCAACUACAACAUCACUGUAGUGGCCACCAACGCCCUCGGCAACAACUUCUCUGACCCUGUGGAUAUAGAUGUGGUCUAUAUAGUCCAGCCACACACACCAGAGAACGUGACGGUAGGGGUGUUGGAGGACAAAGAUGGUCCCUUCCUCAGGGUGUCAUGGGAACCGCCCCGUAAGGCCGACACACGUUCCGGCUGGAUCACCCUCAUCUAUGAGCUCAGGGUCAAACUGGAGGAGGCGGAGGAGUGGGAGGAGCACCGCGCAGGCCAGCAGAAAAUGUUCAACAUCUUCAGCCUGCACUCUGGUGGUGUCUACAUGGCGCAGGUCCGUUGUAAGCCAGACCACGGCUUCUGGAGCGAGUGGAGCACCGCCAGCUAUGUCAUAGUUCCAGACUACAUCCCCCGGGAACGAUCCAUGUGGAUCCUGAUAGCCGUCUUCUCUGCCUUCAUCUUCUUGAUUCUCACAUGGAUUAUCACCUUGAACAGAAGCAGUGUGAAGCACUGUCUACUACCUCCCGUUCCUGGACCUAAAAUAAAAGGAUUUGAUCAACAGCUUCUCAAGAAGGGCAAGCCAGAAGAGGUAUUCAACUCCCUGGUAGUCCAAAGUUUCCCUCCGAGGUCUACUGACUACGAGGAUCUGCUGGUGGAAUACCUGGAAGUGUACGUCAACGAGAAACAGGAACUGAUGCCGGAGGGAAAAGACCUCCAAGAUGUUGGCUGCCUCAAGUCCAAGAGCCAGUCGGACAACGACUCGGGCCGGGGCAGCUGUGACAGCCACACCUUGCUGAUGGAGAAGUGUGGAGGUGUGGAGUCCAAGGACGAGUCGAGCUACGAGGAACCCGAGCUACUGCAAGGCCAGGCGGGGUCUUGGGAGAGGCUGGAGAGGGGAGACAGCCAGGUGGUGGACACCCCAGAUUCAUCAGAUGGGAGGGUUAAGACCUGGCCAUUAGUCUUCUCCCCGUCGAUCCAUGGAUCCUCCGACAACCACCACUAUGGUACACUUGAGAUGCCCAAGCAGCACAGCACAAGUGAGAUAACAUACAGCGUCCCAGAUCAUCUCUUCGCCACAUCCACCUCCUUUCCCCACCACCACCACCCAGAGUACAGAGACAGCCUGGGAGAGUACAGCGAGUACCGUCGGAGCAGAUCCCCAUCCACUGGAGUUGCAUACCACUGGGAGGCCCAGCACCACCCCCAGGCCCACAGCAACUUCAAUAUCCGCAAUCUGGAGCGCCAGAAAGAAGCCACGGGGCUUGGGCUGCCCCCCUCCCGGUCCAUGGAGUACGUAGAGGUCCAGAAAGUGAACCAGGAGAACCAGCUGGUCCUGAAGCCCCUCUCCAGCCACGGCCGGGACCCCUUCCAGGUGCAGUUCGGCAGGGCCGGGGUGGACUACAGUAAAGUCAACGGGGUGAACAAUGACAACGUGCUCUUGCUGCAGAGGCAGAGGGAGAUGGCUGAGGCUGGGCAGUACUGUGACUACCGGGAGAAGGAGGGGGCUGAGGCUGAGAGAUAUCCCACACAGCAGCAGGGCAAGACGACCAAAGAUGGACCUGUAGCUACCCAGCUCCAGGAGAGCACGUGCCUGACCACCAGCGGCUAUGUGGACACUGCCCCCACGAUGCCCACCUUCUAGACUAAUCUACCCUGCAUGAGGGUCUGAAAGACAGUCUGUGUGCUAAACUCCCUGCUCCUCCUGUAGUCACGAGCUGGGUUGUGACGUCACACAGUUAGACAGUCUGUGUGCUAAACUCCCUGCUCCUCCUGUAGUCAUGAGCUGGGUUGUGACGUCACACAGUUAGACAGUCUGUGUGCUAAACUCCCUGCUCCUCCUGUAGUCACGAGCUGGUUUGUGACGUCACACAGUUAGACAGUCUGUGUGCUAAACUCCCUGCUCCUCCUGUAGUCACGAGCUGGGUUGUGACGUCACACAGUUAGACAGUCUGUGUGCUAAACUCCCUGCUCCUCCUGUAGUCACGAGCUGGGUUGUGACGUCACACAGUUAGACAGUCUGUGUGCUAAACUCCCUGCUCC
Molecule: messenger RNA, 2546 nt
Organism: Oncorhynchus nerka (sockeye salmon)
Lineage: Eukaryota; Metazoa; Chordata; Actinopteri; Salmoniformes; Salmonidae
Gene: prlra
Product: prolactin receptor a
Exons: 9
Coding region: 229-2148 (639 amino acids)
Biological process (GO): cytokine-mediated signaling pathway
Cellular component (GO): signaling receptor complex; membrane; external side of plasma membrane
Molecular function (GO): cytokine receptor activity; cytokine binding
Source: RefSeq, a predicted model, not a curated record